AGGAAUACGAGAGGUUGAUGUAUACGCGUUUAUAACAUCAGAAUAUUAUAAUCUCUAUUCUCUAUUCUUUUGCUGCAUAAAAUAACUGUUGAGUUUGUGGGGCGUAUGUACAUUCAUAUAUCAUGGUUAAUUAACAAGUCAAUUUAAUUUUGGGUGGUGGCUCACUCACUCGCUACCAAAAUUUCAGUUGUUCAGUUAAAUAGACAACUUUAACUUCAUAGUUUCCUUUUUACUUAAGGGAACCUUAUGUUUUCAUAAUUUCCAUCAAUUCUUUUCGCCGUACUAGGAACUAGGAACUGACAUUGUAGUUGAAGCUGAAUAUUCAAAGAUAAUCAAAUAGUAGCCCAGGAGGCUUAACAAAGGCAAAAUGUCCUUGUUCCAGAGUGAAGAGAUGACCCUGUGCCAACUGUUCUUGCAAUCGGAAGCAGCAUACCACUGUGUUAGCGAACUUGGUGAAUUGGGCCUUGCUCAGUUUAGAGAUCUCAACCCCGAUGUGAAUGCAUUUCAAAGAAAGUUUGUCAAUGAAGUCCGACGAUGCGAUGAAAUGGAGAGAAAGUUGCGGUAUUUGGAGAAAGAAAUUAAAAAGGACGGCAUUCCGAUGCUUGACUUGGGAGAAAAUCCAGAUGCACCACUUCCUAGGGAAAUGAUUGACCUCGAGGCCACGUUUGAGAAAUUGGAAAAUGAAUUACGAGAAGUUAAUCAAAAUGCCGAGGCUUUGAAGAAAAAUUAUCUAGACUUGACAGAAUUGCGACACAUUCUUCGCAAGACGCAAGUGUUCUUUGAUGAGAUGGGCGCAGGAGGAACGGGGUCUCCGGCUCAUCUCGGCCAUUCAGAAGGAUCUCCUGACCAUGACGAACAUACUGGUUUGCUCUCUGAAGAAGGUCAAGGUCGCACUGGCUACCAAACCUCAAAAUUAGGAUUUGUUGCUGGUGUUAUCUUGAGAGAACGUCUUCCUGCAUUUGAGCGCUUACUUUGGAGGACAUGUCGAGGACUUGUAUACCUGCGACAAGCAGAAAUUGAGACACCAUUAGAAGAUCCGUCUUCCGGGGACCAAGUGUACAAGUCAGUCUUUGUCAUCUUCUUUCAAGGAGACCAGUUGAAAACCAGGGUGAAGAAAAUUUGCGAGGGCUUCCGUGCAACUUUAUAUCCUUGUCCUGAAACGCCGGCAGAAAGGAGAGAAAUGAGCAUUGGAGUCAUGACCAGAAUUGAAGAUUUGAACACUGUUCUAAGUCAAACGCAAGAUCAUCGUCAUCGGGUUUUGGUUUCUGCUGCGAAGCAAAUCAAAAAUUGGUUCAUUAAGGCACGCAAAAUCAAGGCCAUUUAUCAUACGCUGAACCUUUUCAACUUGGAUGUGACCGAGAAAUGUUUGAUUUCCGAGUGCUGGAUCCCAGUGGCUGAUAUUGAAAACAUUCAGAUGGCUAUGCGACGAGGAACUGAAAGGACCGGGUCUACAGUUCCCCCCAUUCUUAACCGCAUGCAGACUACUCAAGAUCCACCCACGUAUCAUAGGCUAAACAAAUUUACUCGUGGUUUCCAAAAUCUCGUAGAUGCUUAUGGAAUAGCAUCGUAUAGAGAAGUCAAUCCAGCCCCGUACACAAUCAUCACUUUUCCAUUCUUGUUUGCCAUCAUGUUUGGGGACGCUGGUCAUGCUCUUUUGAUGCUUCUGUUUGGUGCAUGGAUGGUUAUUAAGGAAAGCAGUUUGUUGAAGAUGAAGAGCAAAAAUGAGAUUUGGAACAUUUUCUUUGGCGGACGAUACAUUAUUUUGCUUAUGGGAAUAUUUUCCUUCUACACGGGACUUAUUUACAACGACGUGUUUUCGAAAUCCAUCAACAUAUUCGGAUCGUACUGGUAUGUAAAUCGAACCCAGGCAUAUCUUCAAGAACCUGAUGUUAAGGAAGUUAUGUUGGAUCCGAAAACCUCAUUUUACGAUUAUCCUUAUCCCGUUGGGUUGGAUCCAGUAUGGCAGGUGGCAACAAAUAAAAUUGCGUACUUGAACGGAUACAAGAUGAAGAUCAGUAUCAUUCACGGAGUGGUACACAUGAUAUUUGGAGUCGUCCUUUCUUUGUGGAACCAUGUCUAUUUCCGAAGACCCAUUAAUAUUUUUUGCGAGUUCAUCCCUCAACUCAUUUUCAUGCUCUUUCUCUUCCUCUAUCUCUGCAUUUUGGUCUUCCACAAGUGGAUUUAUUAUGGAGCCAGAAUGGUGGAAGGUCGAUAUAAUGAACAUUGUGCGCCAUCAAUCCUGAUCACCUUCAUCAAUAUGGUACUCUUUAAGGGGGCCGACAAGACGGAACCUCCCUGCAACAACUACAUGUUUACGGGUCAAGAAAUCCUACAGAAAUUUCUAGUGUUGGCUGCUCUGCUCUGCGUACCAUGGAUGCUUUUUAUCAAGCCUUUCAUUCUUCGGUCGCAGCACAACAAAAAAAUGUUGCUGGAAGGGAAAGUGCAUCAGACAGGUGGGGAUGACCUCGAGUCUGGAGAGACCAAUGGAAUUGCGACUGAAGAUACAAAUGCCUCCACAGCACCAGUUCCAGCUACAAACGGAGGACAAACUGCGGCUCCUUCGUCGGCUGGUGGUGGUGCACAUGGUGGUGGACAUGGGCAUGGAGAAGAAGAAUUCGAAUUCUCAGAAAUUUUUAUCCACCAAGCAAUCCACACUAUUGAAUAUGUGCUGGGAUCUGUCAGUCAUACUGCAAGUUACUUGCGUUUGUGGGCCCUGAGUUUAGCUCAUGCUCAACUCUCUGAAGUCCUGUGGUCCAUGGUCCUUCGAAUUGGAUUGGCACAAAAGGCGUGGUGGGGCGGAAUUCUUCUGUGGGCCAUAUUUGGAGCCUGGGCAGUUUUGACUGUAAGCAUUUUGGUACUUAUGGAAGGACUUUCUGCAUUUCUACAUACUCUUCGUCUUCAUUGGGUUGAAUUUCAAAGCAAAUUCUAUACUGGACAAGGAUACCAAUUUACUCCAUUCUCCUUCAAAGACAUGCUCGCUGCAGCGGACGGAUUGGACGCUGCAGAUUAAAUUGAUCAAGUCUACCAAAUCAUGUAGUGAUGAAGGACACCUGUCCCAAUUUCAACUAUCCGAUUUUUGUAAUUGUGUAGUGUUCUGAGUUGUAGUUAACCUUCCAAUGGGCGAGCGGUGUCUCAUUCCACGUCUUAGCAUCUCAGCUCAUUUAGUUUAGUUAAUUAAAUAGUCAUUAUAGUACUUGUUCUUCUGAGAAACAUAUAUUCCAUAGCGUGUCGUUUGUUCUUUGUUGUUAGAUACGAUUUACCAGUCCAAUUGUGUCAUGGCGCUGUCUUCUUUAAAGCCUAUUGGCGAUUUAACAUUCCGUAAUAUGCAUACUUAUUAUUAUACAAUCAAUCUGACGACAUAUCUUGUACCUGCUCCUCCAUUUGAAAGACUUCAUAUUGAACUUGAGCCUAAAAAUAUUUAUCUAAAACUGAAUCUACGAGUUGAACACUACUUAUCCAAAUCGCAAAACCUUUCUCAUUCGAAAUCUCUAAUCUCCUACAAUAUUAUCGUGUGCUUAUCCUGGUGAUAAUAAUCAUUACUCCAUACAGUUCUAUUAAAUGUUACAUUCAUUCCUUUAUUAUACCGUUCUAAAGUUACAACGAUUAUUGUUCGCCUUUUGCAAAUCAAGGAUUGUGAUCAGUCGACCAAAGUGCACUGAAUUCAACAUUGUAUAACUUUACACUCGUGCGACACAACAUUAGUUUUUUCGGUAGCCUAAAUAUUAGUGAAUAAAAGCAACACAUAAAUAUUCAGCUUAA
Folsomia candida is the source of this 3759-nucleotide messenger RNA. Its product is annotated as V-type proton ATPase 116 kDa subunit a1. Lineage: Eukaryota; Metazoa; Arthropoda; Collembola; Entomobryomorpha; Isotomidae. The transcript has 17 exons. The record is from RefSeq and is a predicted model, not a curated record. Gene Ontology annotation, molecular function: proton-transporting ATPase activity, rotational mechanism; ATPase binding. Gene Ontology annotation, cellular component: vacuolar proton-transporting V-type ATPase, V0 domain; plasma membrane; vacuolar proton-transporting V-type ATPase complex. Bases 368 to 3010 code for a protein of 880 amino acids. Gene Ontology annotation, biological process: vacuolar acidification; proton transmembrane transport.